CUCUCUGUGUGUGUCGUUCUCUCUCUGGUUUGCUUUUUCUCCCCUCCUCUCUUUGAGCAUCCUCUGAAAGCCGCAGUGACUAGCAGCAGCAUCCAUGGCCUAAACCACGCACGGCCAGACGUUAGGGCUGUACAAGAGCCGCUGGGAAUCUUUCUGCCACUCUUUUUUACUCCGUUUGUCCAUCUCUCUGCUGACCAGGGGCUUCUCCCUCUCCUCCUUUCGUUCCAGGCUCAUUGGAGAUAGAGGAAUGCAAAUCUGCAACCAUGAUGGAAGGAUUGAAAAAGCGUACCAGGAAGGCCUUCGGGAUACGGAAGAAAGAGAAGGACACUGACUCCACAGGGUCACCAGACAGAGAAGGAGCACAGGACCAGCAACAGAUUGAAUUGCCACAGAAGAAGACCAAUGGGGCUCCUAAUGGUUUCUAUGGAGAGAUCGACUGGGACCGAUAUAACUCUCCCAUGGUGGACGAUGAAGGCUACAGCAUCAGGCCAGAUGAUGAAGCAGCAACCCCUAAAGAAAAGAGCCACUUCUUUUCGUCCAGUGAAUCAGAGGAAGAGGAAGACCACUGCAAAAAGUUUAAGAUCAAGAUCAAACCCCUGCCUGCAGACAAUGCUGAAUUUAUGGCUCCUUCGGUAGAUGAAUUAAAAGCCUCCAUAGGCAACAUAGCUCUGUCUCCCUCACUUCUGAGGAGCAGCCCGAGACGUAGCCCGGGUUUGGCAAAAAGAAAUACGCCUAGUGAAGAAAUUGCACGACCAAGACGUUCUGUUCCCUCAGCUGCCCCCGCCUCUGCCCCCUCACCUACACCUGCACCUGAACCUCCCAGUAAGAAAUCUCCAGUGCCGGAGGACGCAACAGCCUUAUUUGGCCCUCCACUGGAGACUGCCUUUGAUGAGCAGAAGACUGAAGUGGUGAUAGAGGAACCUGAGGUUUGGGGUGCUCCCUUACGUGACCUAAACCCAGACUCUUCUCUGGGAAGACCUUUUCCUUCAGGAACGCUACCUCCGCUUCCACCCAAGAAUGUGCCGACUUCCCCCCUUCCAAGCAACUCUCCAACCACAGAAUCUGCUGCUGACACAGAUGUAAAAGCGGAGGAUAAUCCAGUGCCCGCCCCGCACAGACCCUCCAUAGCGGAUCUGGACAACAUCUUUGGUCCAGCGGACUCCCCCGAACUCACUGACAAUGCUGCAGACAAGUGGGUGUGCUUCAACGAUGAAUCUCCAGAAAGACCACCCCCUCCUCCAGCUGAACCCGCCCCACCACUCCCCACAUCUCCUCCUCCUCCUCCAGCAGAGCCAGCCCCACCAUUACCUAAAUCCCCACCCCCACAAGAAGAGCCACUUCCACCUUUACUGAAAUCACCACCACCUCCUGAAGUGCCAGCCCCUCCUCUUCCUACAAAUGAACCACCAAGAGAGACCACACCUUCUCCUCCAUCAAUUCCUCCACCACCCAAAGAAGCCACUCCCUCUCCCCCUGCAGUUCCACCACCCCCUGAGGAAGAGGCCCCGCCUCCACCAGAUGAGCCGACCCCACUCAACACAGAAUCAACUCCACCUACCCAUGCUGUGGAUGUGGGGCCUGGCUCAGCCAUAACCCCACCCAGCACUCUAGAGACAAAUGCACGUACAAUCCCUCCACCACUGAUCCUCAAUCAGGAAGAGAAGUCCCCUGAAGAGGUACAUCCAAAAGACGACCCAAAUGAAAGCAGUGCUUCGCCCAAAGAGACUGGUCAGGGCCCCCGAUCAACGCCACCACCUCCUCCGCCGCCUACAUACAGGGCUGUGGUGUCAUCCCCUGGGCCUGUCUCCGGAACCGGUAGUGGAGGCAGCGGCAGCGGCUCCUCCUCCCCCGCACGCCCUGCAACGCCAUUGGCUGCUAGCAGCCCACCCCCUCCCCCACCACGGCCACCCUCCCGUCCCAAACUGGCUCCUGGGAAAGCGAGUGUAGGGGAUGUGAAUCGGCCCUUCAGCCCCCCGGUACACUCAUCUAGCCCCCCGCCAAUUGCGCCGCUGGCCCGGGCUGAGAGCACCUCCUCCAUCUCCUCCACCAACUCCCUGAGUGCUGCCACCACGCCCACCGUCGGUAAAGAGCUCUCCGUGUCUGUGUCAGAUGACGCAUUUGUAGACAAACUGCCCAGCUUUGAGAGGCGAGCUGACCUCCCAUCAGAGACAGACCAGCCCUCCCUCGUAUGGUUUGACAGAGGCAAGUUUUAUUUAACGUUUGAAGGAUGCUCACGUGGGCCCAGCCCCCUCACCAUGGGGGCCCAGGACACACUGCCAGUGGCAGCGGCCUUCACUGAAACGGUCAAUGCUUACUUUAAAGGAACUGAUCCCAGCAAGUGUGUGGUGAAGAUCACAGGGGAGAUGGUCUUAUCUUUCCCGGCUGGAAUCACCAGGCAUUUUGCCAAUAACCCGUCACCUGCAGUGCUAACCUUCAGCAUAACCAACUACAGUCGUCUGGAGCACGUCCUCCCUAACCCCCAGUUACUGUGCUGCGACACCACACAGUCCAACCCCAACGCUAAAGAAUUCUGGGUGAACAUGACAAACCUCAUGACCCACUUGAAGAAAGUGGCUGAACAGAAACCUCAGGCCACGUAUUAUAAUGUAGACAUGCUGAAAUAUCAGGUAUCAGCUCAGGGUCUACAGUCCACUCCCCUGAACUUGGCUGUCAACUGGAGGUGUGAGCCUGCAAGCACUGACCUGAGGAUAGACUACAAAUAUAAUGGCAAUGCCAUGACCACACCAGUGGCCCUCAACAAUGUCCAGUUCCUCAUUCCUGUGGAUGGAGGGGUUAGCAAACUGCAGGCUGUGCUCCCCCCGGCUGCCUGGAAUGCAGAGCAGCAGAGAAUCUUGUGGAAGAUUCCAGAUAUAUCUCAGAAGUCCGAGAAUGGAGGUGUGGGCUCCCUGCUGGCACGGUUUCAACUGACAGACGGCCCCAGUAAGCCGGCACCUCUGGCGGUGCAGUUCACCAGUGAAGGCAGCACCCUGUCCGGCUGCGACAUUGAACUAGUCGGUCCCGGAUACAGAUUCUCCCUCAUCAAGAAGAGAUUUGCUGCAGGAAAAUACAUGGCAGACAACUAAUCAGCACCACAGCCCUGAGCAAGAAAGCGUGUCUUUAUGGACAAAAUGAAAAUGAUUCCAAAACACUCUGGCCCCUGCCUGACCCCUCUGAGAAUCCCUUUAUAGAUGUCUGACACAGGCGGAGCCCACACUCCAGCAGUAUUGUAUAAGUUGCAUAUAGAAAUCGUGGACCGUUUUAGGGUGUACUUCUUGUAUUUGUAAACUGUAAACAUUUCAAAACUGUAUUGCUGCUGUUAGACAGCACAGGUUUUCCCUUAAGGUUAGCCUCUCGUCUGUCUAACGUCUUGUUGUUCUACCCACAGGCUGUGGCUGCCUGAAUCUGUCUAGGCGUGGUACAGACAAAUCAGUGUUGAGUCUAAUCAGCAAGGCAGUGCAUUUUGACAAAGGUAAGAAGCUCAGGGACUUGAGUGAAACCUGA
Pygocentrus nattereri (red-bellied piranha) is the source of this 3501-nucleotide messenger RNA. It is a transcript of the gene sgip1a, whose product is annotated as SH3GL interacting endocytic adaptor 1a. Gene Ontology annotation, biological process: clathrin-dependent endocytosis; synaptic vesicle endocytosis; clathrin coat assembly. The record is from RefSeq and is a predicted model, not a curated record. The transcript has 26 exons. The coding region runs from base 264 to 3083 and encodes 939 amino acids. Gene Ontology annotation, cellular component: clathrin-coated pit; cytoplasm; plasma membrane. NCBI's taxonomy places the organism in Eukaryota, Metazoa, Chordata, Actinopteri, Characiformes, Serrasalmidae.